CUGCAUGACCGUUUAUUCAUAACCAUCUUUGCAUUGCAGAUCACUGCCUGCGGCCGUCCCUUCGGCUAGACCUGCAGAUAGCCAACGGGCUAUAAAAGCUCAGGAGGUCCUGCAGGUGUUUCUUCCGACGGUCCACCUGCCCUCAACCCGCCACACUCAGUGUGCAGUCUGCCACGCUCACGAACAUGCAGUCCUUGCUACUCUUCACGCUCUUUUUCACUACCGCUUUCGCCGCGCCCUUCCGCCCAGUGAAGGCGCCUCGCGUCUCGCACACCCCGGGUGGCGGCGUCAGCCCCCGCGCCGACAACAGCACAGCGGACGCGCUCACUACGCAGCUCCUCGCGAUGGCUCCCAACACCAACUCAUGCGUCGGCGCCAAGUACCCCGACGAGUGCCGCGUCGCCUCGCAGGCCGCGCAGCCUAUCCUCGACUCCUUCGCCACCUACGCGCUCAACAACACGAACGAGCAGGCGGCCGUCAUUUCCCUCAUGCUCUACGAGAGCGGCGAGUUCAAGUACAACUGGGGCCACUUCGUCGCGGGCGAGACCGUGCACACGCCGGGGAAGGGCACGCGGAACAUGCAGUCCGCGACGUACAACGAGAUGUACGCGCGGGAGCUGUUUGGUGACAACAAGGUCAACACCGCGAAUUCGACUGGUGGCGCGGAUGGGAUCCUCGAGCUUGUGAGCCCGGAUGGGCCGAGCUUCGCGUCGGCGGCGUGGUUCCUCACGAGCCAGUGCGACGAAACGGUGCGCGAGGGGGUGCAGUCGGGUACCCAGGACGGCUGGUCGGUGUACAUCACGGACUGCAUCGGUACCACGGUCGACCAAGGAAGAAUCGAUUACUGGAACAAAGCCAAGGAGGCUUUGGGCGCCCAAUAAACUGUCGGUCGUUAUUUUAUUUUCUGAGGUGCUCUGGAGGGUUUGUCGAGUGGUGGAGGAUUGAUAUCUAUAUAAUGUAAUCAGCAUCAUAAUUCAGUCUGUGUGCACAGAGCAUGCCGGCGAAGCUAGGUCUGGCCUU
Molecule: messenger RNA, 1020 nt
Organism: Schizophyllum commune H4-8
Lineage: Eukaryota; Fungi; Basidiomycota; Agaricomycetes; Agaricales; Schizophyllaceae
Exons: 1
Coding region: 186-881 (231 amino acids)
Source: RefSeq, a predicted model, not a curated record